ACACCGCAGAGGAUCAAACCCCUCCAAUUUUUCGGAGAAGACUCUCCUUUCCAUUCCAGCCUCAGCUUCUAGAAAAAAAAAAAGAAGAAAAAUCACGGCACGCAGCCCUAGACCCAUUUCUUUUCUCCUCACAACUCACAACACCACACGCCCCCAUUCUUAUACAUACACUUGCAGAAACAGUCAUAAAACCGUUGCUCAGCUCCUCCAUUACUCCUUUGUUUUCAAUCUCAAUCAUCAUCAUCAAAAUCCUUAUCUCAUUUCUGCCGUAUUUUCAUGUGAAUGCGUGAUCGUCGUCAUGUAUAUAACGGCCUCCUAUUCCUCUGCCUCUUCGCUCCUCAGAGCUUCUAGGGCUUCCAGACUCUUCUCCUCCUCCCUCUCCCGACCCUUCGCCCGCUCGCUUCCCAAGCCUUACUCGCCGUCCUCCUUCUCCUCCUCCUCCGUCGCCGCCUACCGAUCCCUCUCCUCCGCGGUUCGCUCCGUCCCUCGCUGGAGCCACGGCGUCCACUGGAACUCCCCCUACACCCUCCGCUCUCAGAUCAGGGCAGUCGCUCCUGUGAUCCAACAGUUCCAACGCAAGAUCGCUUCCAUGGCUGCUGAAAAUCCUUUCAAGGGAAACCUGACCAGUCUUCCAAAGCCUGGGGGCGGUGAAUUCGGAAAGUUCUACAGUCUGCCUUCUUUGAAUGACCCUAGGAUCGAUAGAUUGCCCUAUUCUAUUCGUAUCCUUAUUGAAUCUGCUAUUCGGAACUGUGACAAUUUCCAAGUCAAGAAGGAAGAUGUUGAGAAGAUCAUUGACUGGGAAAAUACUGCACCUAAGCAAGUUGAAAUUCCCUUUAAGCCUGCUCGUGUCCUCUUGCAGGAUUUUACUGGAGUACCAGCUGUGGUCGACCUUGCUUGUAUGCGUGAUGCCAUGAACAAGCUUGGCAGUGAUUCUAACAAGAUCAACCCCUUGGUUCCUGUUGAUCUUGUUAUUGAUCAUUCAGUGCAAGUUGAUGUGGCAAGAACAGAAAAUGCAGUACAAGCUAAUAUGGAGCUUGAGUUCCAAAGAAACAAGGAGAGAUUUGCUUUUCUUAAGUGGGGCUCGAAGGCUUUCCAUAAUAUGCUUGUUGUUCCACCUGGUUCUGGUAUCGUGCAUCAGGUUAACCUUGAAUAUCUUGGGCGUGUCGUCUUCAACACUGAGGGGCUGCUCUACCCAGAUAGUGUGGUUGGAACUGACUCCCAUACAACCAUGAUUGAUGGGUUGGGAGUUGCUGGCUGGGGAGUUGGAGGUAUUGAAGCAGAGGCUGCAAUGCUUGGUCAGCCCAUGAGCAUGGUGUUGCCGGGUGUUGUUGGCUUCAAGUUGUCUGGUAAAUUGUGCAAUGGAGUUACUGCUACUGACUUGGUUUUAACUGUAACACAAAUGCUGAGGAAGCAUGGAGUUGUUGGCAAAUUUGUUGAAUUUUAUGGGGAUGGUAUGGGCGAACUAUCAUUAGCUGACAGAGCCACCAUUGCCAAUAUGUCUCCUGAGUAUGGUGCAACUAUGGGGUUCUUCCCUGUGGAUCACGUUACUUUACAGUAUCUCAAAUUGACUGGUAGAAGUGACGAAACUGUGGCAAUGAUUGAAGCUUACCUGAGGGCAAACAAGAUGUUUGUUGACUAUAGUGAGCCUCAACAAGAAAGUUUUUUUAGAGUGUACUCAUCUUACCUGCAAUUGGAUCUUGCGGAUGUCAAACCCUGUGUUUCAGGACCAAAGAGACCUCAUGAUCGUGUGGCUUUAAAGGAAAUGAAAGUUGAUUGGCAUGCGUGUCUUGAUAACAAGGUUGGGUUCAAGGGAUUUGCUGUACCAAAAGAAGCACAAGACAAAGUAGCCAAGUUUUCAUUCCACGGACAACCAGCGGAACUUAAACAUGGGAGCAUUGUGAUUGCUGCAAUUACAAGUUGCACCAAUACGUCAAACCCAAGUGUUAUGCUUGGGGCUGCUCUUGUUGCUAAAAAGGCUUGUGAACUUGGUUUACAGGUUAAACCUUGGGUAAAAACAAGUCUUGCCCCAGGCUCUGGAGUUGUUACAAAAUAUUUACUGCAGAGCGGCCUGCAGAAAUAUUUGAAUGAACAAGGCUUCAAUAUUGUUGGAUAUGGAUGCACAACAUGCAUAGGAAAUUCAGGGGAAUUAGAUGAAUCAGUUGGCUCUGCUAUCACGGAAAAUGACAUUGUUGCGGCUGCUGUGCUGUCUGGGAAUAGGAACUUUGAGGGUCGUGUUCAUCCCUUGACAAGGGCCAACUACCUUGCCUCGCCUCCUUUAGUGGUGGCCUAUGCCCUUGCUGGCUCGGUUGACAUUGACUUUGAGAAGGAGCCAAUUGGAAAAGGAAAGAAUGGUAAGGAUGUCUACUUCAAGGACAUCUGGCCAACUACAGAAGAAAUUGCAGAGGUUGUCCAAGCCAGUGUGUUGCCUGCUAUGUUCAAAAGCACAUAUGAAGCUAUUACAAAAGGCAACUCUAUGUGGAACCAGCUGUCAGUUCCUGCUUCCACCCUCUACUCUUGGGACCCUAAUUCAACCUACAUUCAUGAGCCCCCAUACUUUAAAAAUAUGACAAUGAAUCCUCCCGGUGCCCAUGGAGUGAAAGAUGCCUACUGUCUGCUGAACUUUGGUGACAGUAUUACAACAGAUCAUAUUUCUCCAGCUGGAAGCAUCCACAAGGACAGUCCUGCUGCGAAAUAUCUUCUUGAGCGUGGUGUGGAUCGCAAAGACUUUAAUUCUUAUGGAAGUCGCCGUGGAAACGAUGAGGUGAUGGCAAGGGGAACCUUUGCCAAUAUCCGUCUUGUUAACAAGCUUUUGAACGGGGAAGUGGGUCCAAAAACAGUUCACAUUCCAACAGGAGAGAAGCUUUAUGUUUUUGAUGCUGCAACGAGAUACAAAUCUGCCGGGCAUGAUACCAUUAUAUUGGCUGGAGCUGAGUACGGUAGUGGAAGUUCCAGGGAUUGGGCUGCCAAGGGUCCAAUGCUAUUGGGAGUCAAAGCCGUGAUUACCAAGAGUUUUGAGAGAAUCCAUCGCAGUAAUUUAGUAGGAAUGGGUAUCAUUCCUCUUUGCUUCAAGGCUGGUGAGGAUGCAGAGACUUUGGGAUUGACUGGUCAUGAACGUUAUACCAUUGACCUCCCAAGCAAUAUUAGUGACAUAAGGCCUGGCCAAGACGUGACCGUCACAACCGACAACGGGAAAUCCUUCACGUGUACAGUGCGCUUUGAUACUGAGGUGGAAUUGGCUUACUUCAAUCAUGGAGGUAUUCUUCCUUAUGCUAUUAGGAAUCUAAUUAAGCAGUGACGAUAUUGCUUUCUUGCUUGCUCCAUCCAGUAAUUUUUCCAAUUAUAGACUGUGAUGAAGGAAAUAAAGAGAGUUUGUAAUAACAGGGAAAAGUAACACGCAACAAAUAAUCUUUUUAUCUUUUGGCUUUUUCCAUUCCACAUUCUACACUGGAGUACAGGCAUGUGUCUGUUAAGAGCAUAAAAAUUGUUUUGUUAUUAUAAUUUGUUUUUUUUCCCUUUCUCCAUCAUUGCUUGUUCUCAAGCGUUUUAAUAUAUAUACGUUGGUCCCUAUGGGGCAACA
Messenger RNA from Morus notabilis, 3577 nucleotides. Its product is annotated as aconitate hydratase, cytoplasmic. Gene Ontology annotation, biological process: citrate metabolic process; tricarboxylic acid cycle. The record is from RefSeq and is a predicted model, not a curated record. NCBI's taxonomy places the organism in Eukaryota, Viridiplantae, Streptophyta, Magnoliopsida, Rosales, Moraceae. Gene Ontology annotation, molecular function: 4 iron, 4 sulfur cluster binding; aconitate hydratase activity. Gene Ontology annotation, cellular component: cytosol; mitochondrion.